UGAUAUCCCGGAAAAGUGUCUAGGAGUCAGACGUCUUCGGCUUAUCAGUCAUUCGCUGGACAUCCCGGAGUGAAGUCAGGAACAAGAGAACGUCGAGAUGUCUGGCCUGGUGACAGUGCUGGUGGCUAUAGGCCUGCUUACGUUCGUUGGGGGAAUAAUCUAUCGCCGACAAAGUGGCCGAUGUAAAAGCACGCGAAGGAUGGACGGAAAGACGGUCAUUGUUACUGGGGCUUCUGCAGGAAUCGGGCUCGCCACAGCCGAGGACCUAGCUCGCCGCGGUGCAAGGGUCAUCAUGGGUUGCAGAAACGCCGCCAAAUCCGCCAAAGUUGCACAGGAGAUCCGCGAGAAAACGGGAAACCAGGAUGUGCAAGUCACCGCACUGGACUUGUCUGACCUUGACUCCGUGAGAGCCUUCGCGCGGGAAUUCAAAAAAAAGGAAAAGCGGCUGGAUGUCUUGAUAAACAACGCAGGGGUGGGCAUCCCCGAUAAGAGACAGAGCAAGCAAGGGUAUGAACUGACCAUGGCUACGAAUCAUUAUGGUCAUUUCCUUCUAACAAAUCUCUUGCUUGACACACUAAAAGCCAGCGCUCCGAGCAGGGUGGUGAGUGUGUCCUCAGUGGCUCACAAGUACUGCUCCAAGGUCGACCUUGAUGAUCUUAAUUUUAAUAAGACUCCUUAUGCGGUGUUCCCAGCCUACGCGCUCUCCAAGCUCUGCAACAUUCUCUUCACGAAGGAACUUGCUCGCAAACUCAAGGGAACGGGUGUGGUGGCCAACAGCCUGCAUCCGGGAGUGGUCGCGACGGAGGUGUUCAACAAGGAGAACACGUGGCUGGGGGCCCUCCUCACCGUCCUCGUGGGGAUUGUAGGCAAGCAACGUGACGGGGGCGCACAAACCAGCAUCUUCCUUGCCGUCGCCGAGGAAGCACAAAACGUGUCUGGGAAGUACUUCGUGGACUGUAAGGAAAGCGAGUGUCAUCCAUCAGCCGAGGACGAGGGACUGGCGAAGAAGUUGUGGGAAGUCAGCGAACGCGACGUGAAGCUGCAGCCGGGUGAAAUGUUCUACUAAUGUUCUUCCUCUUAAUGAAUGGAACUGCAGAUAGCCUGUGUAUGGUAUACGUGGUCACGUCGUCGGCGUUUUCUGAAAGAUUUUUUUUUUUUUUUUUUUUUGCGUUUACUCACUUUUUCCCCGCAGUGCAUAAUGACCUUAAACAUUAAAUCUAUAUUUCAUCUGAGUAUCUUCUUUAAUUGGUUUUAUCGUGCAUAACAUUUCGUUUGCUGUAAAUGAAAAAAAAAAAAUCUGACUCAUACUCCUAUAUAAUUAGCUAUAUAUGCUUGAAACGUUUUUUUUUCAUUGGUUUCAUCUCUUGACCCAAUUAAAAAAAACAACAACAUCCCAUUUUGAGAAUUCAUUUCAUAUUGCCAGUGUUUACCCAUGACAGAACACAAAUGAUACGUUAAAUAUUAUAUAUUGUAACAGAUAUGUAGCAAUAAGCAGAAAAAUUAUCAAAAGGUCCUAAGGGUUAUGAAGUAGAUUGGUAUUAAAAAAAGUUAAAAAUCAGAAAUGGAUUAAUGUUCAACUGUUGACCUGCAGCCCUAAUAUGAAACCAAGGUACAUGACAGGCAAGGUGUUGCUAGUUCUUCUUUAAUCAACAAUGAAUAAUGUCAAGCAAUAUCAGGAGGUUAAAAUAUUUGCCAUAAAUGUUAUUUAAAUAUUACCAUAGAACGUUCUUCUCUCUAGUAAAAACAAUACAGAAAUAUGGAACAGUUCACAUGGGACAGCAGUCUAUGAGUAGUAAUCAAAGGAAAUAAAUGUGGUGUUCACAUAGGAAAACAGUGAUAAAACAAACACUCAAAGAUGUAGUAAAUGAUUAUGGGAAAAUUUAAACUGUUCAUAACUCAUCAAAAUUUUACAUAUUGGGAAAUCAAAUCAAG
Penaeus chinensis is the source of this 1932-nucleotide messenger RNA. Its product is annotated as retinol dehydrogenase 13-like. Lineage: Eukaryota; Metazoa; Arthropoda; Malacostraca; Decapoda; Penaeidae. The transcript has 8 exons. Bases 98 to 1066 code for a protein of 322 amino acids. The record is from RefSeq and is a predicted model, not a curated record.